Panicum hallii is the source of this 1728-nucleotide messenger RNA. RefSeq names its product protein YABBY 4-like. The transcript has 7 exons. Gene Ontology annotation, biological process: regulation of shoot apical meristem development; polarity specification of adaxial/abaxial axis; multicellular organism development. Bases 592 to 1362 code for a protein of 256 amino acids. The record is from RefSeq and is a predicted model, not a curated record. Gene Ontology annotation, cellular component: nucleus. NCBI's taxonomy places the organism in Eukaryota, Viridiplantae, Streptophyta, Magnoliopsida, Poales, Poaceae.
CCUCCCCUCCUGCUCGUCCCAGCCUGCCUGCCUGCCUGCCUGCCUUUCCCUCGCCGCUCCCGGCAAGAUCCACAUGCAGUAGUGGUAGUAGCAACAGGAUCGUCGUCGUCGGAGUUUGGCUGGCCUCCCUUGUUGCUACUAGCUGCUGCUUCGAUCGGCUGGCUUUCAAAUCAGGAACAACGACAGAUCCGAGGCUUUCUCGAAUCGGGCAGGUCCAUCAAAUCGCAAGUUAGCCAGCAGCCCUGGCAGCGGCUAGCCAUCAAAUCACACUCAUCAAAUCAAAGGGGACCAAAAGGAUAUCUCUGGCUCCUGCCUCCUCUCCCCUAGUCGUAUAAAAUUUCCCUUUCGGCUCCGCCCCCCUUCUGCUUCUUCCGUCCCGGCCUCCUUCCCCCUCCUCCGAUCUCCCUCUCGCUGAGCUAUACCUGCUGCUUAUUGCUUUUCCCCCUGCGAUAUAUCCGUUCCUCCUUGCCCUAGCUAGCCGCCGGAUCGAGCGAGGCCAUACUCGUCGCCCGUCCUCGACUCCCCCGUCGAUCUCGACAGCGCCAGCGCCUCAGGUGCCGGAGCUGCCGCACUCGGUCGUCGAAAUCUAUCAUGAUGUCGUCCUCGUCCUCGUCGUCGGCCGCCUUCCCGCUGGACCACCUCGCGCCGUCCCCCACUGAGCAGCUCUGCUACGUGCACUGCAACUGCUGCGACACCAUCCUCGCCGUCGGCGUGCCGUGCAGCAGCCUGUUCAAGACGGUGACGGUGCGCUGCGGCCACUGCGCCAACCUGCUCUCCGUCAAUCUCCGCGGCCUCCUGCUCCCGCCCGCGGCGCCGCCGGCCAACCAGCUCAGCUUCGGCGGCGGCCACUCCUUGCUCUCCCCCACAUCCCCGCAUGGCCUCUUGGACGAGUUCGCGUUCCAGGCGCCGAGCCUCCUGAUGGAUCAGGCGAGCGCCAACCUGAGCAGCACCAUCACGGGCCGCAGCAACAGCAGCAGCUGCGCCAGCAACCUGCCGGCCGCGCCGAUGCCUGCAGCCAAGCCGCCCGUGCAGCAGGAACCCGAGAUGCCCAAGAGCGCCCCGUCGGUGAACAGGCCUCCGGAGAAGCGGCAGAGAGUCCCGUCGGCGUACAACCGGUUCAUCAAGGAUGAGAUCCAGCGCAUCAAGGCCGGCAACCCGGACAUCACCCACCGGGAGGCGUUCAGCGCAGCCGCAAAGAAUUGGGCACAUUUCCCGCACAUCCAUUUCGGCCUCAUGCCGGACCAGGGCCUCAAGAAGACUUUCAAGACUCAGGAUGGCGCUGAAGACAUGCUUCUCAAGGAUGGUCUCUAUGCAGCAGCGGCAGCGGCAGCCGCCGCCAACAUGGGCAUCACCCCAUUCUAGCUGGUUUAGGCAUGCUUCAGCCAACAAGUUCUGGGCACACAGUGGCCAUCGCCCAUCGCCCUUGUGCCGCGUUCUAGGGUUUCGUCUCAGAUCUUGAUCUCAAUAUCGCGUUUAAUUAGAGUACUUUCCAGUAUGGAGGUAGAAAUGGAGAAUCAAGUUAGGGCACCUAGGAGGCCUCUCUAUCUUAUGAUCCUCUAGGUACAGACUUAUUGUGUUCUCUAUUUCGACCCCUUUUGGUUCCUGUUUUCUCUUUCUCGCUCGUUUUUGUUCCUGGACCCCUUCUAUCCGCCUGUAGAGAAGUCGUUGUGCCUCCUCCGAUCCCAUGAUUGUGUCUGUUCAAGAACAUGUUUUUACCAUGGACAACUA